CAGGGGCGUGGCCACCGGCGGAAAGAGGGCGUGGCUUCCGCCGCCAUGAGGCCGCGCGCGCUCCCGCCGCCGCCGCCGCCGCCGCCCGGGGGGAUCCUGAGGCGGGGGGAGCGCGGGGGGGGCAACCGGCAGGUGCGUUUCGCGCCCGACCCCGCGAUCCAGGAGGAGGAAGAGGAGGGUGAUGAAGACGGAGGGGGGGUCCCCAUCGCCCCCCUGGCGACCCCCACCCUGCACAGCAGCCGGGGCGGUCCCGGUGCGGCCCCCCCCGAGCCGUUCGACGCGCCCCGGGCGGCGGCCGCGCUCCUGGGCAGCUCGUUCGCCGCCCGCUCGGCGCUGGGCGGGGCGGCGGCCGCCGCCAUGAACGUGCCGCCAGCCCAGCGCCUCUUCCGCGGCCUCGUCAGCCUGGCCGUGCCCCGCCCGCCGGCGCCGCGCAGGGGGGUCCCGGCCCCCUCCGCUCCCCCCCCGCAGGUGCCCGGGCCGCAGCUGGGGGUGCUGGCGGGGGGCGCUGCCCGGGGCGGGGGGUGGCCCUGGCUGCCCCCCCCCGCGCCCCCCGAGCCCCCUCGGGCCCUCCCGCGCCCCCCCGGAGCCGCCUUCGCCAUGUACCGCAAGCUGCAGCAGUGGGGGGGGUGCUGAGGAACAUCAACCCCCCCCCAAAUCCCUUUUUUUUUUCGCCCCCCC
Molecule: messenger RNA, 678 nt
Organism: Vidua chalybeata
Lineage: Eukaryota; Metazoa; Chordata; Aves; Passeriformes; Viduidae
Gene: PPP1R35
Product: protein phosphatase 1 regulatory subunit 35
Exons: 4
Coding region: 46-633 (195 amino acids)
Source: RefSeq, a predicted model, not a curated record